AUGCGGGUAAAACUAGUCAAGGCUGUGAAACGUCACACGAUCGCCCUUGGCGCAUGUACUGAAAAUUUAAAACAAACAGACGUCGCGAAGAGUUACCCAGUCGCCUUUGCGAGGUCGAUCUUCAUGGAUUCGCGAAACGGCUGUACAAUCCACUCGGCCUUCGACCAAGCCGAGAUAGUGGCAAAUCAAGGACCACGGGACGGAAAUGGAGAGAAAGAAUACCCAAGGGAAUGGCGAUUGGCCCUCAUUACACUAGGACUUGCAUUGUCUGUAUUUUGCAUGGCUUUGGAUAACACAAUCAUUGCAACUGCUAUUCCGCAAAUCACCGACCAUUUCCACGCGUUGAAUGAUGUUAGUUGGUAUGGGUCUGCAUACCUGCUGACUACCUGCUCGCUGCAGCUGACAUUUGGCAAGUUAUACACCUUUUACUCGAUUAAGCGGACCUACCUCGGUGCGCUUUUCAUUUUUGAACUCGGUUCAUUUGUCUGCGGAGUUGCACCAACCUCAGUGGGCCUGAUUAUCGGCCGAGCAAUUGCCGGAAUAGGUUCGGCCGGUCUUUUCUCUGGGGCCAUUCUAAUUGUUGGAGAGACAGUACCCCUUCAACGAAGGCCAGCGUACAUGGGGGUGAUUGGAGCAGUGUAUGGUAUUGCCUCUGUCGCUGGGCCUCUAAUGGGUGGCAUAUUCACUGACCAUGUGACUUGGCGCUUAUGCUUCUAUAUCAACUUACCAUUUGGGUUGGUAACGGCAACCUUUAUUGUCUUCUUUUUUAAGCCCUCUGGUGGGCAGACAAUACGACAUUUGCCAUUCCUGGAGAGGCUUCGGAUGUUCGACAUAGAAGGAAUGAGUCUCUUCGUGCCGGGAAUCGUCUGCCUUCUGCUAGCAUUGGAAUGGGGUGGCUCCGAGUAUGCGUGGAAUAGUAGCCGGAUCAUUGCCCUAUUCAUCAUCUCUGGUUUACUGAUGAUUGGCUUCCUUUGUGUGGAGGUUUGGAGGCAAGAGGAGGCUACUAUUCCGCCACGGAUAUUCAAGAAUCGCAAUGUCUGGGGUUGUGCUCUGUUUGGUGCGUUUCUGGGUGGGGCUUUUUACGUGAUGGUUUUCUAUAUCCCUAUAUGGUUGCAGGCUAUUAAGGGCGCAUCGGCUGUCAAAUCAGGUAUCAUGAACCUUCCGAUGAUUCUGACGUUAGUUACCACGGCGCUGGCUGUUGGGAUAGCGGUCACAUUCAUUGGUUACUACACUCCGUUCAUGUUAUUGUCAUCCAUCUUAAUGGGCGUUGGCGCGGGUAUGGCUUCUACCUUCCAAAUCCACAGCAGUGCUGCUCAUUGGAUUGGGUACCAGGUGCUCUUUGCAUUGGGUGUCGGCUGUGGCUUGCAACAGAUAAUGGUUGCAGUUCAGGCUUCACUACCAGUGGCCGACGUGUCGGUCGGUACGGCGAUAAUGAUGUUUUCUCAGAGCCUUGGAGGUGCAGUAUUUUUGUCGGUUGCGCAGAGUAUUUUCCAGAGCCAACUCAUAUCGAAUUUGAACAAGGCGCAAGUGCAUUCGGUGGAUCCCAAGAUGAUCCUCGAGGGCGGGGCAACUCGGUUUCGACAGUUAAUCCCGCAAAAUAUUUUACCUUCUAUACUCCUGGCUUACAACGGCGCUCUGUCCCGUACAUUCUAUGUAUCGGCGGCCACGGGGUCGCUAUCCAUCAUUGGUGCCUUAAGUAUACAGUGGAACUCAGUCAAGGUUAAGAAGGAAACGGCGGUUCAUAUAUGA
Messenger RNA from Penicillium cataractarum, 1749 nucleotides. Its product is annotated as MDR family MFS transporter. Gene Ontology annotation, biological process: transmembrane transport. The transcript has 5 exons. Gene Ontology annotation, molecular function: transmembrane transporter activity. The coding region runs from base 1 to 1749 and encodes 582 amino acids. NCBI's taxonomy places the organism in Eukaryota, Fungi, Ascomycota, Eurotiomycetes, Eurotiales, Aspergillaceae. The record is from RefSeq and is a predicted model, not a curated record.